Molecule: messenger RNA, 2318 nt
Organism: Cylicocyclus nassatus
Lineage: Eukaryota; Metazoa; Nematoda; Chromadorea; Rhabditida; Strongylidae
Source: the annotation of a GenBank genome assembly
GGCGUACCUCCGGAGCAGAGAUUUGCGCGUCCCAGAGAGGGGUCCCACUCGCCUGCUUGUGACGUCACCGUGACCUACAAGAAGGAACCGCACCCUCGCCCCGCUCUCAGUGGUCAAUUGGGUCCUCCGCAGCUCUGUCAGAUUUCGACUGUCCUCCGGAGCUACGGCACCGAUUGUCUGAGAAGCUUUACAAGAUAGCACCUAUAUGUUUGCUCAAGCCAUGGAUUAACACAUUGACGACCGCGUGACACACAUGGUGUGUCAAGGCUUGAUUUUCAUUGAAAUGGCUACCAUGUUGGCUACCACAAUCACUUCAAGAGUUUUCUUCUGUGCUGGAUCUAUGUAUAACCUUCACUGUUUUUGUCCUCAACGCUACUGUAGAACAAGAAAUAGGAAGAUAAGGUGAGCAUCUAUCAAGUCUCAUAAGAUUUCCACUUUUGGAGAAGUGUUGGACAACCUUCUGCUGUUUACUACGACGUGUGCACGCCCUUCUCUCUGGAUUCCAAACCUGCUAAGACAUCGAUUUCAUAGUGAUGAGAUGAACAGUGCCCAGUCACGAUGUGAUGAUGAAAGAUGUUGGGAUGGGGAUGCCUCACGGAACCAACAUAACAUGGAUCCAAACGUAUCUCUACGAUUUUGGCUCUGGCGAGAUUAAAUUGCCUUCAGAGUGGACGAGAAUCAGUUACUGGGGACAUGACGAAGAAGGGAUUGAAAUAGUACGAAGUGGAGGUGCCUUGCUGUGGGAGAUGUACCAACCAACCGAUUUUGCCCGACCUUGGGAUCUACGAGGACCACGCAGUGUUACAAAAAUUCUUAUACGAGAUCAAGAAUCUUGUGAAAGGUUUUUGGAAGAUCGGCGGUUUCUUCAGUAUCUGAACGAGAGGAAGACUGACUUGAUUGUUUUCGACAGCCUGCUGCAGGAGUGUUUGGGAUCGGCCGUUUCUCUUCUGGACGCUCCCACAAUACAAUAUUCGAAUUGGCCUAUUGCAGAUGGUUACAUCACCUCCUUGAAUAUACCGGCUAAUCCUAGUGCCAUUCCCAAAACAGCAACUCCCUACAGUGGUUUGGGAAUGACAUUUUAUCAAAGGAUUAUCAAUCUCUUGUUUCACUGGAAUAUCAUCAUUGCUCGAUAUAUGCAGCAGUCCUGGAAUGAUGACAGUUUCACAAGAAAAAAUCUCCCUAAGGUUGAUUUAUUUGCAGCUGAAGCAAAAAGGAUAAUUUACGCUGGGAGAUCGGAAUUCUUAUUCGAUGUCGUUCGACCGAUCAACAAUCGCGUGAAGCACUUUGCAAGCAAUAUCUUGUUGAAACCUGGCGACUUUGUCACUGUGAUCCCAGACAUUUCGGAACAACCAAACAUUUCAAUGUGUGACGAAGCGAAGCGCAGCCAUAACGCUAUAAGAUUCAACCACUCGUCUUUGCAAUCUGAGCAGCAAGUCUACUGUUGCCACAGGCGUACACGGCAUAGAUCAAAUACUAUACGACGUCCAGAACUCUAUAAUGGACUAAACAGAACCUCAGUAAAUCAACGAUUCAAGGAGAUAGCUACAAACUAUCCCAUUCUUCAAUGGCAUUCCCUCGUCAACGAAAAGUUUAUUCUAGUAAGCUUUGGCUCCCUUGCCCAGGCUCAGUACAUGUCAAAUGAGAUUGCUCGCAAACUCAUCUAUGCCUUCUCGCAAUCCCCUUUCAAAGUCAUUUGGGCAACAAAUUCUUACCCUGAACAGCUAACAUGGACCAAGAAUAUGACAAUACCUAAAAACAUAGUGCUAAUCCGUUGGGCACCAUUGAAAGAAAUGUUAGCUCACCCCAACCUGCAGUAUCUUAUCAGCCAUGGAGGAAUUAACACCGUAAACGAACUGCUUCUAUUUGGAGUUCCCAUGAUUGGAGUUUAUCUACAAGGAGACCAAGGCUCCAAUGUCAGACGCCUUGCCGAUCUUGGCGUCUGUAAGACAAUUUCUAUGCUUAGAAUAUGGCAAGAUGAGCUACCAAUUGUCAUGAGAGAGUUCGAGCAAGACUUGGAAAGUUACUGGAACAGGGCACGCCAGCUUUCCUCAAUGACUGAGACUUAUCAUAAAUUACAUGCUAGUGAACAAAACUUUUGGAUUGGUUGGAGUAUACGUCAUGGACAUGAACUCUACAACAGAACUUUGUUCAGAAUGGAAUACAUUGGUGAUACUGAAAACUUGUUCUGGUUUAGCAUUGCUGUAAUCCUAAGUACGCUUUUUUCCCUGCUUCUCAUGUAAAGUGCAAUGUAGCCUUACAUCACGUUGAUCUCACUUUCUAUCUUGCAUCACGCGGCUAUUAACAAUAAAAAUGAUGAC